Molecule: messenger RNA, 13120 nt
Organism: Aedes aegypti (yellow fever mosquito)
Lineage: Eukaryota; Metazoa; Arthropoda; Insecta; Diptera; Culicidae
Gene: upSET
Exons: 8
Coding region: 890-10387 (3165 amino acids)
Molecular function (GO): protein binding
Source: RefSeq, a predicted model, not a curated record
GUUACGUUGAUAGGCUAGUAAACAGGGAAUUGAUUAGUUUGGAGCAAUAUUUGGGCGAAAAAUAGGUUCUUUUCCAGUAUUUUGGGUGUACUCCGCCGCGGUUUUCUACGCGUAUUAGUACUGGUGAAAAAAGCCAUCAUUGACUUCUUUUUUUUUCUCCAUUCCUUUUCUGUGUGCGAGUAUGAGUGUUUGUGUUAUUUUUUCAUGGAGGAAUAAUGAAGCAAAAAUUCAAAGAUUUUCCGCUGAAAAAUGUAUUUCAGAUAGGAAAUUUAAGUCCUCAGUCCGAAAUCCGAAGAAUGCAAAGUGGAACGGGAAUGUCUCGGAGCGAAGGAAGAAAAAGAUGAAGAAAACGGAAGAAGAGCAGUGCAAGUAAGGGAAGGACGAAGAAGAAAAAGACGAAAAAAAGUGUUCGAAGAUUGUGUCAUGAAAACGAUGGAUUUUUUUUCCAUGCUAUGGACGCGGUUCAGAAAAAAAUAACAUCCGUUGCAGCAAGAGAACUGACUUUCAGGUCCACCUGAUAUGAACUACCUUGUCAUGGCCGUCCUGCCGAUCCCAGCUUGGAAUAUUGAAGGCCAUCCCAACUUUCAUAGCAUAGGUGAUCCCCCUUCUUCUUCUUCAAGCACAACAGCAGAGCAAAAUCCAGUGUCAGUUUCGAUGUUAUUAGACUUUGCGCUUGGUAGCGCCGUGUAGAUCAACCGUGAAGUAGAAACAGCAGUAGCAGCAUCCGCUCAGCGUAGCCACACGCGAGGGCGGUAGUACAGGAGCAAUUAGUAGUCCAAGCAGAGCAAGAAGACCCAGAGAGUUAUAGAGGAAAUUUUAUGCAAGGUGUUAUCGUUUUAUCUGAACAUUUGAUGUGAAAGUGAUUUAUAUAAAUAUAUCGUAAAGGAAGAUGUCCGCUACGUCGUCUAUUAGUUCGACACAAUCGUCCAGCAAUAGCGGCAACAGCGGUAACAAUGCCAACAGCAAUUCCCGAAACGUCCUUUCGUCGUCAUCGAACAUCGUCAUCCUGGACAAUCAGAUCCUGGAUAGUAACGAUGUGGUGGCGGCUGCAGGUCUCCAGCAACUGUCCGGCGCAGGAACCGGCGGCCUGAAAUUGACGAGGGACUGUGCCGUGCAGUAUUCGAACUUGAUCAGCAGCUACACAGCGAGUAGCAACAACAACCACGGCAAUGCAACGAUCGUAGGAAGCAACAGUAGUUCCCAAAUGAAUACCGUGAACAUCAUCCCGGGAGAUUCCUCCCAGACGAACUCGCGAGUGCAAGUGUUGAGUAAUGUACAGUUAGUGUCGUCGAAGGGUGCUUCCCAACCGUCUACAUUUAGCUACGUAGACGCAAGUGGUAAGAAUUUUAACGUUCUUACAUCAAGUGGCAAGAUCAGCACAAACAAGCUGAUUGGAGUACCAAUAACGAAAGUGAAAACAUUCAACCAUGUCGGGCAACAGCCCCAACAACAUCAGCUAUCGUCGCAACAAACGCCAUUUGUGUCAUCUCAGAUGCCGCAACAACAACAGCAGCAGCAACUGCAGACACAAAUUGGCAAUGUACAGAAGGUCACUGUCCCCCGAAACAUCCAGCUGGUGACCAGGAUACCAAAUUCCACCAUUUCGGUGAGCAAUGGCCGAAUGUCGCAGAUCACGCCGUCAUCUCCCCAACAGCAGCAGCAAUCAGCUCCGCAGUUCACCAUUCAACAGUAUGCGGAUUCCAGCGGAAGCAUGCCUUCUGGAUUGGAGAUUCGGUCUUCGGUGUCAGGUCCGAUCAUCAAUUCCACCAACACUGGCAAUGUGGGUAAAGCUACAGCCACCAAAAGCAAAAACAUGGCAUCACUGAAAAUGAUGCAAAACUCUCAGAUUACCCAAUCGAAUACAGGUGCACCGGCGAAACCGGUUGGCAAGAGCAUGAGUGUGAAUCUGAAGAGCGUACGCAACAAUUCUAAAUCCAGUGCAACAGGAGUCAAUUCGCAAUAUUACAUCAAGAGCUCAUCGAACGGAACCCUCCAACAGCAACAACAACCGGGAACUACGACAUCGAUUUACACAACGUCUCCCGCUCAAGCGGUGUACCACAAUCCAACACCUCUUCCGCCGCAGCAGUCAAUACAGAUCCCAGUCAGUACAACCACGACUUCCGGCAAGGGCAGAGGUGUGUACAAAACCUCCAAAAACCAGCUGAUUCAAAUCCAGCAGCAGCAGCAGCAACAACAACAGCCGCAAUCGUCUCCCCAGAGAUCGAUAACACCAUCCAGUCCCAUCGGCGGGGCCAUGCCGCAAAAUGUGACCUACGGUGGUGGUUUUGGCUCCACGACGACGAUGGGUCCAGGUAACGUUAACAACCGUUAUCAGAGCUACAACUCGUACCCAAUUCCAGCCUCUCAGUCCCAGUCCAGUAGUACAACGUCAGUCAGCAACAACUAUAAACCGUUUAAUCAUCUUUACGCAGGUGCUACAUCGUCGUCUGGAGUGACGUUUGAAUCAUCUGGACCGCCGUCAGUAACGAUGGCGGGAUCUGGAAGCAGUGGCCAUCAUGAACAUCCUAUACCCUCAGUCACAGUCACCGGUUACAGCAGUUCCACUGGCAAGAACAAAAAGUAUGCCUCCACAGUGCAAAACGAAAGCAACAGUCCCGGAUUUGUACUGUCGCCGGUUAAAAUGAAAGGCACAGGACGCGGUCGCAACAACAGCAUAUCCCACUACCAACCGUCAGAAGCAACUCCAUACCAACGGUAUUCGACUUCUCCGUCGAGGCCACUUCAACAACAGCAGCAUCAACCGUUCCAGUCGGCAUCGCCUCUUGGAAAUUCCGGUUUCGGACAACACCAACAUCCCUCGACCAGUGCCCGAGAAGACCAAAUCUUCCUCAAUGGCCAACAAAUGACGGACGAAUCUUCUGCACGUAUUUUACAAAGCUUAUCUCAGCGGUCAACGGAGACCGGCAAAUAUGGCGCCUACAAACAGCAGCAGUUCACAUUCUACGGAUCGGAAAAUGUACCUCAACUGCCUGUUCAGAACAUGCCGGCCCCGGGUGUUAACAAUGCAUCUGCAAAGGAUGCUCCUUACGAUCCAAUUGAUGCUAGGUUUCCCGAAGACAAAUCCGACUGCAGGAGAUCAAGCUCGUCGGAAAUCAUUACCUACGCGGACAACAUUCCACUUAUGGAAGGAUAUCCCGCCAAAUACGACGAUUACAACCAUCCCGAUGACAACAUUAUCGAAGAAGUGAGGCCAGCUCCGGUGGACGUGUCCAACGGAAGGUUUCACAUUCUGCAGGCGGUUCUCCAGGAUCACACAUACUUUGCUCCGUCACCAGAGCUAAAGCUACCGGAUCCACAGCCGCCCCAAGCGUCAAUACCUUCGCAGCAAACCCAACCGUCUCAGAUGGUUCCAACCUCCGUGCAGCAUCACCCUCCGCCUCUUCAUCAUCAUCUUCAGCACCAGCAGCAACAUCUACAUCCUUCUUCUCAGCAACAGCACCAUUACUUGCAGCAAUCUCAGUCAUCACAGUCGCUCCAGCAGCAGCAGCCACACUACAAGCACCAUUCCGGCUUGUCCACUGCUGUAUCUUCGACUGCUUCUGCUGUGAUGACAUCCACUUCAAUCUCGGUUAACUCGUCAAUUCCAUCGGGAGUGUCCGCUCCGUUGACUCAGAUGAGUUUGAGCACGCUGGCUGCCGUCACCGGUAGUUCCGCCAGUUCACCGGUUUGUGCAUCGACGGUAACUACGACCACUCCGACGACUGUUCAACAACAGCUGCCACAGCAGUCAAUCAUCCCGGGCAGUGCCCUGGAUUACAUCUACCAGCGGCAGUCGAUUCCCCCGCAAGACGACGAUGCCAACUCGGUCAUCAGUACGGGUUCGCGGAACUACAACAACUUGGACAUUGAUUUGGGCGAGGAGACGGAAACGGCUCCGGAGGGCGAAGGCGAGGACGAUUCCGUCACGCGCUGCAUCUGUGAUCUCACACAUGACGAUGGCUACAUGAUAUGCUGUGAUAAGUGCUCCGCAUGGCAGCACGUGGACUGUAUGGGCAUCGAUCGGGCAAACAUCCCAGACGAGUACAACUGUGAAAUGUGCCAACCAAGGCCCGUUGACCGGAUCCGUGCCCGUACAUUGCAGAUGGAGAAGCGAAAGGAGCAAUCGCUCCUAUUGGCGAACAAUAAUCUCCAGAUACCGGUGGGCGAUGCAGCCGUAACAAGCACGAAUCUAGUGGGUGUGGUCGGAACGGGCCCUCCAACGACAACAGUUGGAACCACUGCGAAAGGUGCCAAUCAGUACACCACCGGCAAAGCUCUGGCCGGUACGAAGAAAGGAAAAACCACCGGAAGCUCCAAGAAGAAAUCCAGUGAAAAUGCCGCGGCAAAGAAAGCAGCCAAGAAGGCUUUGGACGCAUUGAACCGAGUGAACGGAAAAAGGAAAGAGCUGAAAAAGCCAUCCAAGAAGAAAAUCAAAACCACGGAGCAAAACGCAGAGAAGAUGUCCAACAUGAUCCGAACCUGGAUCGACAACUACGAGCGUGCCAUCACAAAUCACUAUUCCCCAGAGCUGAGGGCUCGAUUGACGGCAUUCGGCAAGAUGCAAUCCCAGAAUCCGUUGCUGAAUUCCGACCGCCUAAUUGCACCGGGCUCAGUGAUAAAUCUAGCGCAAAAAUGUACCACAGUUCCUCACGCUGGCGGCAAGAUACUGAUCAGUAUCGAGGAAAUACCACCAAAGACUCCUAUUAUCGAAAUACGAGGGAAGUAUAUGCUCUCUUCUCAGCACAAACAACUCCAGUCGUUGUUUAAUAUGGCAGCCAAUGGCAAGCUGAGCAAUAACAAAAAUGCUGGUCCGUUUUUGUUCCUCUAUCAAGUGACCCAAGGUGGAAUGGAGCUUUGUGUUGACACCCGAACCUACGGAAACGAUGCGCGAUUUGUACGGAGAUCCUGCCGACCGAAUGCGGAAAUUUUGCACAACGUAGAGAAAGGAGUGGUCCAUUUGUACGUCGUCUCAACGGCAAACAUCAAGGCCAAUACAGAAAUCACCAUCAAGCAUGACGAGCAGCUGAUUCAGAGGGUAGGUGGAGUGGUCAUAUUGACUCAUACGACCGUAACGAAGCUGUGCGCCUGCGGUUUGAUCAAAGAUUGUCAAUACUCGGCCCAGCUGAGCGAUGGGUUGCUUCCCGCAAUCAAUCCCACGGGACCCAAUGUACCUGCGAUCAUGCCGAAUGCCCAGGGAGGUGUAAGCAGUUCAACGCCACCGGUUCCCAAAGCUCCCAAGAGCAAGAAAAACAACGGAGCCCUUGGCGAUGGCGAAAAGAAGUUGACCAAGAAGCGGAACAGUAGAUCUACAAGCUCAAAUGCUGAAGCCCGGCUGCGAUCCAUUUCGUCCAGUGGAGACAGCACUAGUGAACUGAUGAUGUAUGCCCAACAGCAACCUCCUUUGUCGCCAUUGCAACCGAACCCCCAAUUCCAGCCAACACCGUCGCAACUUGUCCACCAACAGUUGCAACAAACUGCAAUGCAUUUUAUGCAGCAACAACAGCAAUCCCAACCAGGGUUGAUGCAGCCAUCACAGCCGGUUUAUAUGUACAGUCCAUCUCCUACGCAUCAAUCGCAACCUCCUGCAUUGGCACCAACGUCUUCGGUGCAACUACAGCCACCGGUAAUACAUCCGCAGACUCCUCCACCCCAUCCUCCCAUGAGUCCAGUUAUGAACAUUGCGCAUCGAACUACUGGGUUCUACACGGAGAUUAAGUCUCCCAUGAACUCACCGCCACCGCUCAACUUAACUGGACCGCCUCCACUGGUCAUCCCAUCGAUGCCAUCACCGAUAAAAACCCAGUCUCAGCAUCCGCCUCCGUUGCAACCCAUGUCGGAUGUUGUUGCUCCUCCUCCUCCUCCGGUGGCAAUUCCGAUGGACGUUCCGGCGUUGACAAUUCCCAACAACUCACACUCGUCGUUGCAAGACCACACCCGCAUGGACUUGAUCCAGCAACAGCAGCAAAUCAUGGAAGACAUCAUAAAGAUUAAAAUCAAGUCCCCCAAGGCUAGUCCCUACAAGCACGAAUAUUCCCCGAUUCCAUCUUCGACCACGACGGCAACAACUAGCAUGCUAUCUCCGCCUCCUCCACCACCGAUUCCCGUUGCCCAGAGGCCGCGUUGUGCCGAGACGCUUAAACAGGAACUAUUCCAAUCUCACUACCAACCGCAAGUUCGGUCACCAUCGCCGGCUCCUCCGGCUAUUUCCUCCCCAGUCAAAGUGGAAUACACGCCUCCCAUGGAAAUGAAGCAGGAACCCCAGCCUAUCCCAGAACCGCAACCACUGGUGAUAGACGAAAAGCCACCGAUGGCGACGGAAGAAGACAUCAAACCUGAGCCCUUGCCGGAACCAGAACUUAAAGUGGAAGAAGAGAAACCAGUUCCUGUAGUUAAAACCGAACCAGAGCCAGUGAUCGAAAUGGAAGCUGUGGUCAAAGAGGAACCAGCUGCAGUUGUCGUACCUCCCCAUGAGGGGGACAGCAAAGAUGGAAUCGACACUGGUGCAAGUCUUUGCGACAGUGCCACAAAUUCCCCAACUAAAUCGUCCCAGUUGCAUCAACAACAAACGCCCGGUGCCAAUCCCGGCAAUAGUGCGCAUAGUUCUCCGCAUUCCACCUCGUCGCAGCAUCAUCCCCAUGGGGGAAGCAGCAAGAAGAAGAACAACCCCUUCAAAGAGACCGAAACGGAAAAGAAGGAAAAGCCACCGUCGCGGAAGCUGACGCGUGAAGAACGUAAAAUGGAGGCCAUCGUGAAGGCGUUUGAAAAGAUGGAACAAUCCCAGCAGCGGAAGCAGGAACUCAAAGAGCAACGUAAGGAAGGGAAACGGAGAAGCGUCUCGUCCUCCACUCCGGAUGAGAGCAUCCCUUCUGGAAGCAGCUCAACCAAAAAGAAGAGUCUCAGCUCGCAAAAGCGCAAGAAGAAGAAAAGUAAAUCGUUGAGUCAGCACUUUGGGUCCCCCAAUCAGAGUCGUAAGAAGAAAGUGUCCAAGUCAUCGAAGAAGAGCAAAAACGCCAGGGUGUUAGCUUUGGACGAGGAAACUCCCGCUCGGCCAUACGAGAACAAAGCUGCCGAGUUGUUGCUGACCUUCUCGCAAUCCGUGAAACCUGUAUCGAAAACCUUCUUCGGAGAUGACGUGAAACCACUGGCCGACGUUGGAUCUUCAAACGACAAUAGCGUUGAACCAGUGUCGUCUGCGUCGUCCAAUUUGCCGUUGCUCAGUUCCGCUUGUAUGCUGGUGGAAGCUGCAGUAGGGCCUUUGGAGCAAGCCUCCAACAAUUCAACGGUGGAGCAGGACUUCAAGUUCCCUCAGAAAGCCAAGACGAAGAAAAGCAUGAGCCGUGAGUGGUUGAGUGGCCAGGCAGUGGACGCGUAUCGUCGAAACACUCCGGAUCAGGAUUCUGGUUACAUGAGUGAAGACAAAUCCCACGAAUACCGGAGGACACCGUUUGAAGAGAGUAGUCUGACGACGCCUUUGGGUGUAGAUGUAAGCGAUCCCAAUAUCUGUAUCGUGGCGAAAAAGGUUGAAGAGUUUAUCGCCCAGAACUCACCUCAGCCGGAAGAUGUCGCAGCCGCUGGUUACAAGUGGGAAGACAAGGUCAGCACCAGUUCCACUUCGGUCAACAACUCCCAGGAACAAACCCAUACGCCGACGAGUGGUGGAAACGUGUCGGAAAGUGCUGCCGCUAAGAAACGGUGGCUACGGCAGGCCAUUUCCGAAGAGACGGACGAGUUAACCCAAGCGUCGUCGUCGCCACCACCGCCAAAUGGUUUUACAACUCCGCUGAAGAAACGACGAGUCAUACGUCAAUCUGACGAAGUUACAGUUCAGCCUCAACCUCAGCAGCAGCAACCAACCUUGCUUUCUGCACAGAAGAUCGACUUUGCGGACAGUCUUGCUCCGCAACACCAACAGCAGCCCCUUGUGAUAAAUUCUCAGCAACAGUUUGCGGAAAGUAGUCUACAGUGGUCUAACUCUGGCCCCCCUCCGUUGACGUAUCCUUUCGGCAUGUCGGAAGAUAAGCAAGCCAUAGAUCUCUCGAGGACAGGAGUUCCUCCGGUGCGGUUGACAACACAACAGCAACGAAUACAACCCUACAAAAUUGUCCCCAUCGCGCAAGCCCUAACUCCAUUGCAUUUUGCUGAUCCUGGUCCGCUACCAACGCCGACAACGAUUCCCAUAUCAAUUCCACCAGUACAAGCUCAUCAUCACCUGAUCCCAAUGGAACCGCGGGAAAUCGUGAGGCAAACUCCUCUACCGCCACUUGCAGUACAACACCAAGAGUCGGUCAACCACUACGAAAGACUCCCGUCUCCCCCACCAUCAGCAGUGGCCGCAAUGGUUCCGGCUUCACUCCUUCCGCCGGAAGUAACUUUCGUGGUCCCGGCAGAGCAGCAGCAACCGCAACAAGCUAGAAUUGACGUCAGUUAUCCAAGCUCAGCCCCGGUUCCGGGAAUCACACGGAGUAAGGGAAGCCAAAAGUACAUCGGAAGUCCGGCGAAAUUCGAACCUCCUUCGCCGUCGGAGUCACUCAGUUCAAGCGUGGCGGAAACGCCGGAAAAGAACUCGGUAGCAAGUAGCAAUAGCAGUGGCAGUCUGGGAAACUCCGACGUCGAUGAGGAUGCCCAUGAAGAGCAACCUUCUAAGCCGGAAGUGAAAGAAGCUGUCCAGGAAGAGAAAGUGGAGUGUCCGCAGGCGGAAAUGACCAUGUAUACUGAACAAGAAAGUGUGACAGCGACCGAAAGCUCAACAACAAUUACGAGCAGUGGAAGUGUUUCGGAUGUAAAUUCUCUUGAACCGUCCUCACAGAGUGAAACAGCAAUUGUACAAGAAGAACAAGUGAUAACUAGUGAAGUUGUUCAGGAAGAGCAGGAAAGCAGUCAAAUGGACGAAAGUGACACAGUGAUGAAUAGUACAGAAGAAAUCAACGUAUCGCAGGUCGAAGACGUAUCAGAAGAACAGACGGCGCCGUCAUCUGCCUCUAUGGAAGUUGAUAGUGAAGAUCCUAGUGCGAAGCAGCCGAAAGCUAUCAUUAAAACCAUGAAUGGACGUGAAAAAGGUGUGCCGGGCGCGCCUGAAGAAGAUCACGAUAAGAAUGAACUGGAAGAUUUGCAGAAAGCAAUUGCGUCGUUCCAUUCGGAAAACAUCAUGAAUCUCAUCUCAAGGAACAAGAAGUCGAAGAAGGUCGUCACUCGAGAGAACAGUUCGGACGAUAAACCUCGAUAUGCGAAGAAAUCAGCCAAGAACCGUUCGAAUGCAUCAAGCAAGGAAGGAAGUGUCACUCCACCUGCGCCACCAUCGCCUCCACCCGAGGAGCAGGAAGUGUCGGAUCCAGUGGUCGAACCAGUGAUAGUCGACGCUUCUUCGGAAGUACCAGUUACUUGCGAACCAGAACCAGAACCAGUACCUGCACCAGUCCCACCUCCAGUAGAGGAACCGUCACUUUCUACGCUGGGUCGAUCCUAUUCGCACCCAUCCUGGCAUGCGACGGACACGUUCCGAGAUUCCACUGAAGUUCGAAGUUAUUCAACGCUUCGGCCGGAUAUUCCGCAGAUCAAUUACAACUCGCCCAGUACCUAUCAAUCGAAAGCUGCUCGUGAGCUUUUGUCAUCACUAUCGGCCGGAUCCGAACCACUUUCAAGCUUUACGAGUUUUCGCACCAGCACAUCAUCGUUCUUGGAUUAUCCAAAAUCCUCGAUAUGUGGAAGCGCAACGGUGACCAGUAAUAGCACCACCAGCAAUGCUUUCCAGUAUAAAGCAUCGAGUGAAAUCAGCUCCCUCCUGGACAAAGGAUUCUCCAGCACGCGACCUUCCAGUUUCUCCACCCUUGGUCCAGAUCGAAGUACGGAACGAGUAGGUAGCUCCUACCUGCUCUCAUCGACCAAAGUCACGGAUAAUCUGUCCACGCUUGGAUCAACCAGCACUGCAUACCCAAAAAUAUUCACCAAAACGGCCAGCUCAGAUCCACGAUUGAACCCAGCAUUGACCACUCCCGAACCACCAGCAUCCGCGACACCGAAGCGGAAACUGUCCAUCAACGAGUACCGUCAGCGGAAAAUGCAAUCGUGUAGCAAUACAACGCCCUCGCCAUCGGCUACGUCUUCGGUGGCCACAAGUACCUCCGCAACCACAGCAGAAGCGGCCAGUAGUAGUAGUAGCAGCAGCAGUAGCGAUUCCGGUGGUAGCAAUCAGAUAAGCAGUAGCCUCGGUAGCAACGACGUGAGUAGCUCUAUAUGCAAAGAGCUGGAGCUGGAACUGGAACUCGGAGAGGAAAAACCGUCGGGAGAUGAUGCCGAAGCAAAGGCGGCUUCCUCGACUGAAACGUCCGGUUCGAAAGCGGGGACGACGGCGAAGCCUGAGAUUAGCGCAAACGAGGCUACAGUGUGAAUCGAUACGUUGGCCAGUGAGAGAAGGAUCAAACAUUUUAGUUGAAUGUCAUGAAUUCGGGUUCAAUGGGCGCAAUUCAACGAAAACUUUCUGGGGUUGAUCUGCGAGAGCACCACAGAUGGUCGCAGCUCAGUUUAAAUGUAAAAGAACGAAACCGUGACCUACCGCUGAUCACCACCAGCAGCAGCAUCACCAAUGGAGAUGACAAAGCAAACACAAAUUACAAGCAAUCAAACAAAUACACAGUCUUGGACGGCACGCUGGUCACAAAGUGAACCAGCCCGGGAACGUAGCCAGCAGUUACGGAGUGAUAUAUACACAUGUGAGUGUGAAAGAGGGGGUAGGGAUACGCCAGGAGGCGCACGAGUGAGCAGGAGAGAGAUCUUUUGUAUUGUUUUUGCCAGGAACAGUUUGAAAGGAAUUAUAUACUUCUUGUGGAAGUACAAACGAUUCAUAGGAUAUAUUGUAAUGUUCUGAUGAAGCUCUUAGGAUUAUUAUUGUACAUGUAAUAUUGUAAUUUAGGAUCAAGAGUAGUAAUCAAAUAGCAUUAGGUGGAGAUCGCGCACCAGUUUGAAGCCAUUUUCUUUCCUAUGAUAAUGAUGAAAUCCCAUUAAAUUGCGCGUGCAGCAUCCAUGUAGAAUAAAAUGCAUUGUAUAAACUAUAACAUUCGAACAUAGCGACCUUCUCUGUUUUCCGUUAAAUAUUUUUAUUGACGAUUUGAAAAAUAAAUGCAAAAUACAAACUACUAACGUGGUUAUGAGGCAGUCAAGAUCCCGUCAUAUACAUUCUUAUAGAUGAUCAUGAGUCAAAAUUUAGCAGCGAUGACGCUCGAAUCGGAUCCUGGUUAAGCAAAUCGUGUACAUAGAUAAACCACAGAAUCGCGAAGACUGAUUUCAGAAGUUGUGAAUUGUACAUUUUGUAAAUGACUAAGAUAGAAGAGACGCUGAUCUCUGAUCGUUCAAUGUAGUAACAGCAAUUUGAAUCUUGUGCAAGUACGGUAGCCACGCAUCAAUUCUACUCGCAGGGAGCAAGUGAUCCGUUCGAGCGUCGUCAACCCCUAUGUCAGAUCUACUUCAACCAGUGAAUUUAGUGUAAAUAGCAAUCAAUGAUAUCCCCUCCUUCUAUAACCCACCUACUUGUAAAAAGUGAUGCAUGAAAUAUACCCCAGAAAAAACAGUGUAAAUACAUGUAUAUAGGAACGAAGAAAGUGUAUCUCAAAACCGGUUUGCUAGUAAAAAGGAUGCAGCAUCGACAGGAUUCUACUCUUAAUCAAAAUUAUCAACUUACACGCAGUUCAGCGGAAUGCUGGUCCAAUUAGGACACGAUUCGACAAGCAAAACUACAAAACGACUACAAACAUGGUGUAAAAUAGUACAAAUAGCAUGUAUAAACGUAAAACUAAAUUUAGAAAGUACCAUUGCAACAAACAAAACGAAUAACAUGUCACUUAAAGUGGAGGAUAAGCAAAUUUCUAGCCAAUAAAAAGAACAGGUAAAACAAUUAACAAACACCCCGUAGCUAAAUUAGCUCUCGUAAAGUUUCAUUUGAGGAGGCAGACACAAACUCGUAGGUGAAAGAGAGGUUAAACGUAAGUGAGAAGCAAAAUGACACUAAACUGCAACUAAUGACGAAGGGUGCGAAAUGGGAUUAAAAACAUCAAAACCUAAUCACUAAAAAUUGGUGGUUCUCCAUCUGAAUGGCUGGAUUUUCUUUGCGUUCAAUAUAAUAUGUUGGGAAAUUAUACUUGAUUCUUUCGUUCUACGAUGUUGUAUCUUAUCAUUUAACGUAAUAUCUUACCAAUUUUCAAAGGGCCUUCACGGAGUUGGAAAUAGCUGUUGAAUGUAUCAAAGAAUCUAAUAAACCUUAUCCUACGAUCUCAAACAAAUACCCACUAAAAACUAAUUGGCAAAUGCAAUGUCAUCAUUUUUGUACACAAAACUCUUGUAUUCAGUUGUACGAAAAGUAAGAAAACUAGAAUUCAGAUGCAGAACCACUACGUCAACUAGUAUUAGACUAAAAAUAAAAGGUUAAAUCUUACCAAGUUAAGCAGAAAUUAAGGCAUUAAAUUAUUGACGCUAAGGUGUAAGCUAUAACUAAAAAAAAAACUAAAAAAAAAUCAUUGCUCACCGUAUGUGAAAGCAAAUAGCAAAAUCCUUAAACCAUAAUUCCCAACGCCAAAACUGUUGGAAGUUGAUAACAUCUUUUUCGUUGUUGCUUUGUAUCGAUUUUAUUCAUCCCACGCAUACACACUAGGAUCACCUCCUCCUUCCCGCCCUCAUCGUAUAUGUGACGCUUGCAAGAACGCUGAUUACAACAAAACAGAGAGCCUACUUUUUAAGCUUGAGAUUUUAACAAAACACUAAGAACCCUAAUAUCCAAUAACACGAAUGUUUUUUUCGCCCCAAGAAAUCGAGGAGACGCAGUGCGUUUUCGGAGGACUCAUACAUCCUCCACGGGUGCGAAUUGUAAAUAUAUGCGCUCCAUUCACACCCAUCUAUUUAACUUUUACCUAUAUUCAUCAAAAAGAGGAUACUGACAACAUUUGUUCUGUUAGGCGUAAGAGUGCAUAUGAUGAAUGAUUAACACUAAAAUGCUGUGGAUAAAACAGUCAUUGGUUGGAAAGCACUGUGCAGAUGCAAACGAUACCCAUAGUGUAUAUUAUGUUUAAAUGUUCUUUUUGUAUAUUUAUAUAUUUUUUAAAAUGAUCUAAGUUUAUUGAAAAAAUCGAAAAAA